Maniola jurtina (meadow brown) is the source of this 5637-nucleotide messenger RNA. RefSeq lists its product as uncharacterized. The record is from RefSeq and is a predicted model, not a curated record. Lineage: Eukaryota; Metazoa; Arthropoda; Insecta; Lepidoptera; Nymphalidae. Bases 205 to 4446 code for a protein of 1413 amino acids. The transcript is spliced from 2 exons.
UUACCACAGAGUGAUUAUAUUCUCUGUGGUAAAAAAUUUUCAUGAGUCAGUGCGUAGAAAAACUUAAUUCAAGUUAGGUAUCUAAUUAAAUGUUCAAAUUAAAAGAAGUGUAAAAAACUACAAGUAAAGUUUAUUGUCGAACAAAAAUUGUGUGUGUGAAUUUGUGAAGCUAACAUUCCGAACACGGUCCUUCGAUUCCCGAUAAUGGAUGACAUCAACCAGUUGUUGGCCGUCCAAGAAGAUAGGGCGUCCAAAAUCAACAAAGCUUGCUCGAAUUUCAGGAAAACUCCCAAACAAAGAUUGAACUUAGCUUACGUAAACACUCGCUUAGAGUCGUUGGAGAAAACGUGGGAACUAUUUACGUCAAAUCACGACCGCAUAGUUGCAAUCGCAAGCACGGAAUUUAAGGCGGUCUCAAAUUACUUUACAAAAGAUAUAUAUGAAGACAUCGAGGAAGCAUAUAUAACUUAUAAAAGUGAGCUACAAAGUAAGAUCUUGGAGUUAACACCACAGGAGCUAGCCAGCAAAUCUUCCACAAGUUCGUACAACUCAGGACACACAGGCAAUGAAGUAAAAUUACCCACGAUAAACUUACCUACUUUUUCGGGACAAUAUACAGAGUGGCCGUCAUUCCACGACUUAUUCACGUCAUUAGUAGACAACAAUAAAAAUUUAGAUAGUGUAAAGAAACUUCACUAUUUGAAAUCUAGUUUAUCAGGAGAGGCGGAACAACUUUUGCGAUCAGUUACUAUAACUAGUGAUAAUUAUAGUCAGGCAUGGGCGACGCUUAAGCAAAGGUACAGCAACAAAAGGUACAUCUCUAAUUCUGUAUUUAAGAAGCUUUUUUCUUUAAAACCCUUAACGUCAGAGUCGGCUCAGAAUAUUAAGUCACUUUUAGACACAACUGUUGAAUGCUUGAAUCUGCUUAAUAACAUAGGUAUCAAAACAGAACACUGGGAUCCUAUCAUGGUGUACCUCACAGUUUCUAAGUUAGAUGUAGAGAGUCAUAAGUUGUGGGAGCUAAAUAGUUCUUCAGAGAGCGAAGUCCUACCUACUUUUGAAACAUUAAAACAUUUUAUAGAAAAUAGAUUCAGAUCCUUAGAGAUGAUAGAGCCAUCUAAGCCGUUACGGCCAGAGCCUCCGAGAACAACCAAACCUAAAAGUUUUCAUACAACAGCCACAGCUGAUUCCCCCAAAUGUGCACUCUGUAAUCAAGCUCAUCACUUAUACAACUGUAAACAAUUCUCAAAAAAGAGCAUUAAGGACAGAUAUGACUUUGUUCGCAGUGCAAACCUCUGUUUCAAUUGUUUUAUUCCAAAUCAUACAGUAGCUCGGUGCGGAAAACCAACUUGCUGUCGCAUAUGCUUUAAGAAACACCAUUCGCUCUUACAUCCCGAAAAAGAAGAUUCUAGCACUCAAGAACCUAGCACAGAAGCACAUACUAUGCAAUCAACCAGUAUUUCAACAAUUUCAACUCACUUUAUCAAUCAACCUGGUCAAGUUCUAUUGGCAACAGCUUUGGUGGACAUUAUAGGAAGGAACAAACAAACAAAUGUCUACCGUGCUCUCAUUGACCAGGGCUCACAGGCGUCGUUUGUGACUGAGAGUCUUGUACAAGCAUGUGGCUUGAAACGAGAAAGAAUCAGCGGCGUCAUUUCUGGAUUAAGUGAGGGCAAGCAACUCCGAACAAAAUACAUGGUUCAACUGGAAGUACAAUCAAGAUACAAACCACAUUUAGUUUUUCCAAUCAAUGCAUACGUUCUCAAGACACUCACAAGCUAUUUACCUUCGCAAGAAACCACAGUCUGUGACUGGCCAGACUUGGAGAACAUAACACUAGCAGACCCAGGUUACAACACCCCGAACAGAAUCGACCUCCUGCUAGGUGCUGAAGUUUAUAGCAAGAUCAUAGACAACGGCUUGAAGAAGAGUCCCAAUGGAGUAAUCGCUCAAUACACUCAUCUUGGCUGGAUAUUAUCCGGAAACACCUUGGGUGAUCAAUCUGCAAUAAAUAAACAAGUGAUCAGUAUGCAUAUAUGUACAUGUGAGAAUGAUCUCUUAAGAAAAUUUUGGGAAAUAGAAAAUGAAACACUCACCUCUAAGAGAAAACUUAGUGUUGAGGAACAACGGUGUGAAGACAUUUAUCAACAAACAGUAACGAGAACCAAUGAUGGUAGAUACAAGGUUAACUUACCUUUUAAAGAAGAUAUUCAGGAUCCUGUUGCUGCCUGUGGAGAAACUAAACAAAUGGCGAUAAAUAGAUUCAUGUCUCUGGAAAGAAAGUUAAGCAAGGAUGCCAUUCUUAAAGAAGAAUAUACAAAAGUCAUAAACGAGUAUUUGGAGCUUGGACAUAUGGCAAUAGCUGAUGGAAAUACAGAAAGGGCCAUAUACUUACCUCAUCGUGCUGUAGUAAGACAAGACAAGGAGACUUCUAAGGUCCGGGUAGUAUUUGAUGCUUCGGCCAAGGGGUCAAAGGGUGUUGCCCUUAAUGAUACCUUGUUGAUCGGACCUACAAUACAAAAAGAUCUGCUGACUUUGCUUAUGAAAUGGAGAAAAUACAAGAUUGCAAUUGUUAGUGACAUUGUUAAGAUGUACAGACAAGUCCUGAUAGCCAAUGAAGAUGCUGACCUGCAACGUAUUAUAUGGAGAAAUCACCCCGAUGAAUCACUUAAGUUUUACAAACUGUUAACAGUCACAUUUGGCACAGCCUCGGCUCCAUAUUUAGCAAUCCGCACAUUGUUUCAAGUUGCAGAAGAUGAAGGUCAAAAAUACCCUCUGGCAGCUGAAAUUGUUAAGAAUUCAUUCUACGUUGAUGAUCUCACAACUGGAUGUUAUACAAUUGAAGAAGGACGAGAGAUUUAUGAGCAAACAACAAAGUUACUACGUUGUGGUGGAUUUGAAUUACAAAAGUGGUCUAGCAAUUCAGCAGAAUUUUUAGAAGCAAUUAGUCAGAGCACCUGCAACAAUCAACAGCCGUUAGCAAUAAAACUAGAUAACAACAUGAAGAUAUUGGGUCUGAAAUGGGACAAACAAAAUGAUGAUUUCAAAUUUACAGUGAACCUAGGAGAACCCACAACACCAGUAACAAAGCGUAAUAUUUUAUCUGAUGUUGCAAAACUUUUUGACCCGUUUGGAUGGUUGUCACCAACAAUUGUAAUUGCAAAGAUGCUAAUGCAAAAAUUAUGGCUGUGUAGCUCCGACUGGGAUGAAGAGGUUCCAGCUCAGAUUCUUCAAGAGUGGAUCAACUACAGACAACAGUUAAAUCAUUUACAGGAUGUAAAAAUAAACAGAUGGAUUCAUAUUCAAAAGGAAAACACACAUCUUGAACUCCAUGGCUUCGCAGACGCUUCAAUUUCAGCAUAUGCUGCUGUGAUAUAUGUCAAAGUUAUACACAAUGGACAAGUUCGAAUUUCCAUGCUUGAAAGUAAAACAAAGGUUGCUCCACUUAAACAAAUCUCAAUUGCCAGACUGGAACUUUGUGCAGCGGUGUUGCUAGCCAGACUUUUAUCUCGAGCCACUGAAGUUUUAGAUGUGCCCAAGGAACGAGUAUAUGCAUACACAGAUUCAAUGAUAGUCUUGGCCUGGAUUCAAUCUCUACCUAUGAAAUGGCAAACAUUUGUAGGUAACAGAGUUGCAGAAAUUCAAACGCUGUUAGCAAAUGACCGAUGGAGCCAUGUUACGUCUGAACACAAUCCAGCUGAUUUGGCUUCUAGAGGAGUGUAUCCAGCUGAAUUGGUGGACAAAGAAAUGUGGUGGAACGGACCCUCAUGGUUAGCCACAGAAAAAUCAUCAGUGCAAAAGGCCCAAGUACCUGCAACAAAGGAAGAGGAACGGAAACAAAAAAUGAAAACUUUUAAUAUUAGUAUUGAGGAAGAUCCAAUCUACACAAGAUUCUCUUCGUUUACUAAGAUGAUCCGGGUACUUACCUAUUGCCGAAGGAUGCUCCAACUGAAAGACAAAAAGAAAAUUAGAAAUCAAACCACAAAAUAUUUGAGUAGUGAAGAAUUACAAGCAACAUUGAAUUGUAUAAUUAAAAUAGAUCAAGAAAUAGAUUUUAAAGAAGAAAUUAAAGACUUAAAAGAGAAACAACAAAUCAAAUUGAGAAGUAAACUAAUCACAUUAUCUCCUUACCUGGAUGAUACUGGAUUACUACGGGUUGGAGGUCGAUUGCAAGGUGCUAAAGUAGCUACAGAAAUUAAGCAUCCAAUUAUCUUAUCUCAAACAUCCCACAUCAGUUGGUUAUUAGUGAAUGAUACACAUACCAAGUUAUUACAUGGAGGAUAUGCGAUGUUAAUGAACUAUUUGAGAUCUCGUUAUUGGAUUAUUGGAUUGAAACAGUUAGUAAAGAAAUGCGCUCGCCAAUGCGUAACUUGCAUUCGACACAAAUCAUUGACACCACAACCCCCUAUGGGAAAUUUACCUGAGGUACGAGUCAACCCUGGAUGACCCUUUAAAUAUGCUGGAGUUGAUUAUGCAGGUCCAAUCCAGAUUCGAGCAACAAAGGGUAGAGGACAUAGAUCUUACAAAGGCUAUAUAUGUCUAUUCAUUUGUAUGAAAACAAGAGCGAUUCAUCUGGAAGCAGUAACUGACCUCACCUCUGCAGGGUUCCUCGCUGCUUACAGAAGAUUCACGUCCAGGCGAGGAAUUUGCGCCGAAAUCUGGAGCGAUAAUGGACUCAACUUUGUUGGAACGGCUAGAGAGCUCACUCUUAUGUUGAAUCAAGCUAAAAGCAGUUUCAGUCAGGAAGUUGCAGAGUUGCUUGCCAAUGAUGGCACCACUUGGCACUUCAUCCCACCUAGAGCACCUAAUUUUGGAUCAAUUUGGGAGGCUGGGGUAAAAUCAGUUAAAACACAUUUGGCCAGAGUAGUUGGAAACUCGACUCUAACAUUUGAAGAAAUCACAACGUUGCUGUACCAAAUAGAAGCCUGCCUGAAUUCUCGCCCUCUGUAUCAAAUGAGCGAUCAUCCCGAAGAUUUGACGCCUCUUACGCCUGCACAUUUCCUAGUAGGAGAGCCUUUGCUGUUGGUGCCAGAACAAAAUUACAAAGAGACACACUUAUCUAUCCUCGAUAGGUGGCGCCUAGUUCAGAGAAUGACGCAACACUUCUGGAAACGCUGGUCGGCAGAGUUUUUACAUACCCUUCAGCAGCGUUAUAAGUGGCGUACCAAAAUCGAACCACCACAAGUAGGAGAUCUGGUUGUUAUAAAAGAUGAGGACACACCACCAGCUAAAUGGCUGAUGGCAAAGAUUAUCAAACUCAGCCCUGGUCCUGACAAUGUUGUACGAGUUGCUACUGUGAAGACAAAGUCAUCAACAUUAACGAGGCCGCUGUCCAAGCUGGUCUUGUUACCCACGGAGAGGAGUUAAUGAAGAACGGAGUUCUUGGGGGCCGGCAUGUUCGCACCAUAGACCGACCCUUUGACAUUGACAAUGAGUGACAUUUAAGUGUAUGACAGAAACGAAAGUAGUGAUUAUAUUCUCUGUGGUAAAAAAUUUUCAUGAGUCAGUGCGUAGAAAAACUUAAUUCAAGUUAGGUAUCUAAUUAAAUGUUCAAAUUAAAAGAAGUGUAAAAAACUACAAGUAAAGUUUAUUGUCGAACAAAAAUUGUGUGUGUGAAUUUGUGAAGCUAACAUUCCG